Aspergillus campestris IBT 28561 is the source of this 3631-nucleotide messenger RNA. RefSeq lists its product as uncharacterized. Lineage: Eukaryota; Fungi; Ascomycota; Eurotiomycetes; Eurotiales; Aspergillaceae. Bases 454 to 3156 code for a protein of 900 amino acids. The transcript is spliced from 3 exons. The record is from RefSeq and is a predicted model, not a curated record.
UCUUGAUCUCCUCUACCCGCCCGCUUUGCCCGCUGUCUCUGGUCCCUGCGAACGCCCCUCAACACUUUUACGGUUGCUUCAUAGGGUUGAUCAUCUUUGCAGUCAAUCCAGAACACUACCACCCCCCCGAUCGCUCAGCUGCCUCUCGUGGUGGCGUUGGUUACCCUAUCUUUGAAUUGAUCCUCCCUGGUUGCGCACCCAUCGACUCUGAUUUUAGCGUUGACCCUCGCAACUAUUGGCGCACCCGCUUCAGAGAUCCACGAUCUUUCGCGAGCGCCCUUCUACUAAGAUCAUCGAAAUCUUUCAUUCUCGACCCCACUCAUAUCUUUUUUUUUCUUUUUACAAGGGGUCCCGGUUGGACUGGGUGUUCUCUUUGUCGCACGAACCCGGCCGACUGGCACGAAAUACUUUUCGAUCGCGUCAAACCGUUACCGAAGGCGCGACUUCGGAGUUAUGAGCGCAGACGAGGGUGGGGGAACCACCUCGAUGUCGGCCACCAACGGCGAAAUUCAUGCUGCUACCCCCGAUCCCCCAUCGCUAGCGACCCCUGGGAAGCGAAAGCGGGUUUCGAGUCACGACGAUAAGGCUUCUCAGGAUCCCAAUCAUUCCGCUUCGCAAGGACAGGAAAAGGUCAACUUGCAGGAAACGUUGCGCAACCUCGUGGAUAUUUUGAAUAAGAAUGACACGGAACUCCAGCUCCUAGCUUGUCCCUUGACGACGUCGCCCUCGAAACCCCGGUCGAAACGCGCAAAGGUGUCUGGGGACAAGGAGGAGGGCACUAGCAUACGUGCACGGGUCGAUGCGGACCGCUAUAAUACUCUAUCGGAAUUCCUUAGUGAUAUCGAGCGGGCCUCGGCAGCCGUGAUUGAACGGAGUAAAUCCCGUGUCAGUGAAAAUGACUCAACGGCUUUGACGGAAACUGUGAAUCGCAUCGCAGCAUUCAAGAAAACGCUGAAUAGCCUGGUCCGUCAGGCCCAGACAAGCCCCGCAAGCAUCAAGGCGGAACCGUUGGCGGAUAAAGCAGAAGCAGAAGUCCCAGCGCAGCCUGCCCCCAGUGAUGUGGAGGUACGAAACGACGGUGUGGCUUUGACUCUCUUUGGGAAUCCUGCCAAUCCCAAACAGCUGUACUCGAGCUUGCAAAAGUCCGUCAAAGUGCCAUUACCGUCGGAUGAUCCGAAGUCUCAGAAGUACGUGGAAGUGCAGGCACCGCUCCCAGAGGUCGGACUCCCCAACGGAAUCACCACGGCGAAGAUUGCCCCCUAUAAACAGGAAGCAAAAGCCAAGGAGCACAAACGAACGUUUGGUGAAGUUUUUGCUCCUCGUUCUGCCCUGCCUCAAUUGGAACUCCCACGCAGGACCCGGUCAUCCUUCCGCAGCGUCGGUGGCUGGAUCGAUCCCUUCGAAGCCAUUACGAAUUUCAACUCAUUUCUUGGAGACCGAAAUAAUUACUGUCUUGCGCCUCUACCUUCGGGUGAUUGGCUACAGUACGGGGGCGCUGCAAGUCGCCGACAGAAGCAUCAACCUUCUCAGCCGCAGACUGACGAAGGGAUCCGAGACGACCCGGCGUUAUGGGUUGAUGAAGAUGCAUCCGCUAUACAAAAAGUAUACUCGUCUUUUGCGCCUUCGUUUGACAGCUCGGGUGCUGUUCUCCAAGCGGAUGCGAAGGAUCUAGUAUGGUGGAGCAAGCGGGGCGCCAGACGUCUGCAGACGCUCCUGUCCGUGCCCUACGAGGAGAAACGUCAGGAAACUGUGGCGGCACAGCCUGGUAAUAUCGGCGAGCUCGAUGAAAGCACCUUGGAAGAGAUGGUCAAAUCUUUCAAUCCCGAAGAUUUCGCGGACGGUGUCACGGGCGCUGAUUCGUAUAUGCUCAAAGAUGAGGAGGGUCAAGACAUGGAAGCUCUGUUACAUGAUGUUUCGGACUUAUUGGAAACUCUCAGUUCGUACCAGAAAAUCCGCAGCCUUCAGUUUUCGCCGCCAGGCGGUCAGGAUCCCGAGGCGCUGCAAGGCAUCGUCCCUGACCAGGGUACCUGGGAAGACCCAACAGAGGCAGAACGAGUAACAUAUGAGGCGUUGCGAUCGGGCCUGGCCACUCUAGUGUCUACCCUUCCACCAUAUGCCGUUGCCAAGUUAGACGGUGACCAGCUGGCCGACCUGAACAUCAGCCAGAAGGUCGUCGUGGAGAACCCUGACUACAGUGGGACUAUGGAGAAGGACGAUUUCACGAUCCAGCAGGAACGCGCUGCGGCGAUGACAUCCAUGGGUGGCGGCGGAGCUCGCAAUGCUACACCUUCCCGUCAUGGAAGCUUCCAAGCAGGAUACAACCAACGGGCCUAUUCUGCUAAUACCCGACCGUACUACAGUGGAAGACCCCCAUCAACCCCUGGCCCCUUCACCCCGGGCCAACCACAGUCAUUCGCAGGAGCUCGACCCCCAUCAACUCCUUCGCAGCGGCCGGGUUACCCGCCAGGAUAUUCGCAGCAAACCCCACAGUUUGCACCGAUCCAACGCGCUGGACAGAACACUCCUAUUUAUCCUGGCCAGCAAGGGGCCCCGCAAGCGUCUCCGCAGCCUUUCACCCCACGACCUGGACAACCAGGACAACCAGGACAGUACAACGCGCAGUUUGUCCCGGGUCGGGGUAGUGGCUCCCCUCAAAAGCAGCCAUCUUUCACCGCCCCUCGAACACCGUAUAUGACACCGGGCCCUGGUGCACAGCAGCGGUAUCCGCAGCCGCAGCCGCAGCCGCCACCACCACAACAGAAGCAGCCGCAGCCGCAGCAACAGCAACAGCAGCAGCAACAGCAACAACAACAACAUCAACCGCAACCGCCACCGCAACCACAGCCAUCUCAACCCCAACCGCAACCACAGCAAGGUCAACAGCAAAGGCAACAGCAGCCUCCCCAACCUGGUAACCCUCCCUCCAACCCGACUGCCACACCAUCAGCAAACUACGCCAACUCCGCAGCGGCCAUGACUUACGCUCGAAGUGCAGCAGAGCAAGCCGUACUGAUGGACCGGAACCGGGCACAGCUAGCCGCUCAUCAAACACGGCAAAGCCCAUCAUCACCACAGCCCCCACCGGAGCAAGGCACAUCGCAGGAGCCAGGCGGUGGCACACCUCAGAGGAAAAAAUCCACAUCAGUAGUUUCGUGAUUGUGGGGUCUCUGAUUCUUCUCAAUUAACUUUACCCUCGGGCAAAGAGAGAAGUAGAGAAUGAUUUGGAUAAUGGGUAGACAGGUGCAAAUGACCAUGGGAAUUUGAUUUCCUCUUUCGUCUUUCCAUAUCUUUAUUCCUUUUUUUUUACACCCCCCCCUUUUUCCUCUUAAUGCUUGUCCUUUUCUUUUCUUUUUUCCUUCUUAUAAUGCUGGUUUUCUUUUGUCGUCUUUCCUACUCGGCUGUCUUCAGGCUUUCCAUGGGAAUCUUUCUAUUUACGGACUAGACUUCCGGUGGAGGAUCGAUAUCUUCUUCUUUUUCCUCUUCUUCUUUUCUUGUACUCUUAUGGGCUGGUUGGUUGGUUGAUCGAUCAAUUAUAACGUUAUCGAACGGAGAACUUGUGCUUGUUGGUCUGUUAUAUCUAUUUUCUAUUGUUAUUCUUAAGGAGUGUUAUUACCAAUAUUCAAGUCUUUUA